AUUUGUUUCUUUAAGCCUUUAAGGCAGCAUACUUCGAAAAAAAAACGAGUAAACAAUAGAAUAAAUCAUUAUAAGCCAUAACCACAAAUCCUAGGGAGAUUUGGCAUUGCUCAAGCUCAAAGUUAUUAAACUAUGGAUCCUUAUCAGAAUCCUAAUCCGAAAGGGUACCAGGGACAUAUGCCAUUUGUCUCAGCCGGCGACGGUGGCAGUGGUGGCUCCGAUAUCCCCCAAGGAACAGUUGACAAUAAGCAGAAGAAGAAGCUUCUCCACCGCGACAUCGAACGCCAGAGAAGACAAGAAAUGGCUACACUUUUUGCUUCUCUUCGUGAUCACCUACCUCUUCAAUACAUCAAGGGGAAGAGAGCUGUUUCGGAACAUGUAAGUGGAGCGGUGAAUUUUAUUAAGGACACGGAAACAAGGAUUAAAGAACUCAGUGCAAGAAGAGACGAGCUAAGCAGAGAAACAUGUUAUAAAUCGGAUCCGGAUCUAGCAGGAGCUGCAUCCGAGUUAGGAAAUUCGGUUCCGGCGAGUGUGUUAGUGCAACCAUGCGUGAGCGGUUUCGAAGUGGUAGUGAGUAGCAAUUCUUUAGGUCCCCAAACUUUGCCACUCUCAAGAGUGCUUGAGGUACUUCAGGAGCUAGGGCUUGAAGUCAUCAGCUCUCUCACCACAAGAGUUAAUGAGAGUCUCAUAAACACUAUUAGAGUCGAGGUUAAUAGUUUUGGAUGCUUCGACUUAGCUUGGUUGCAGCAGAAGCUAGUUGAGGAGUUGAUACCUUCGACGGGAAAUAUCUAAUGCCUUUAUGAAUCUUCAUCUUUGGAGCGGGACUUGAAAGUCAUUCUUGGAAGGAGGCGUAUCUUAGGUUUAAACAAGUCCAGGUACGUACUGCUGUUAUGUUUGAAAAGGAUUUGUACGAGUAGGUCAUAAAGUUCAUCAUCAUUCACCGUCCACACAGUAAAGAUUUUUGUUGUGUGUUUCCCUUACGUUUUGCUUAUUAUUCCGUUGUCAUGUUUUCAUGCGUUUUUUUGUGUAAGGAUAUAAGGUUUAUUGUAAUAUAUAUCCCAUGAAUCAUUGAGUCCUACUGCAGACAAGCCCAAGGCGACAACAUAAUAUACCACCUAACCUAACUUUAUCCAGAAACAUAUCAUAUAGCAUGUAGGUAUUUGCGUUAAUAUUAUCGUUGUGUCGAUGUUCAACUCUGCAUAAUGGAAUAGAUAUAUAGUGUGAAGCCAGGGUAGGUGAUAACUAUCUUUUGGCUCUAUACGCCAAAAUCUACAAGAUUGUUUCCAACCUAGCUAGUGAUUUCUGCUCGCCAUUAUUAUCACUUUUUACCUGCGAUAUUUUAUGUGAU
This is a messenger RNA of Raphanus sativus (radish), 1348 nucleotides long. Its product is annotated as transcription factor bHLH126-like. Gene Ontology annotation, cellular component: RNA polymerase II transcription regulator complex. Gene Ontology annotation, molecular function: RNA polymerase II transcription regulatory region sequence-specific DNA binding; DNA-binding transcription factor activity, RNA polymerase II-specific; protein dimerization activity. NCBI's taxonomy places the organism in Eukaryota, Viridiplantae, Streptophyta, Magnoliopsida, Brassicales, Brassicaceae. The record is from RefSeq and is a predicted model, not a curated record. Bases 133 to 792 code for a protein of 219 amino acids. Gene Ontology annotation, biological process: regulation of transcription by RNA polymerase II. The transcript is spliced from 4 exons.